This is a messenger RNA of Prorocentrum cordatum, 397 nucleotides long. The record is from the annotation of a GenBank genome assembly. NCBI's taxonomy places the organism in Eukaryota, Dinophyceae, Prorocentrales, Prorocentraceae.
GCAUUCGACGGGCAGUUUCGUCGACGGCCUCUUCUGCGCCUGGUCCACAUUGGGCGCCGCAACUGGCGCGGCGGCGUCUGGGGCCCUUGCCGUCGACACGCGGCGCAAUGCGACAGUCGAGCUCGGCGGGGGGCAUGGCCGCGACUCCCUGCUGGAGGCGCCCCCGUUGGAUGCCUGCGGCGACGCGGCGCUCAACCCUGCCAGCGCAGUUGACAGCGACAUGGGGGCGGCAUGCCUGCUGGCCGAGCAGCGUGGCGCGGUUCUCUUCGACCUCGCGACGGCGUUCCCGUCGCUGGCGCGCGACUUCACGGAAGAUGCGUCGAAGUUCCAGGAGCCCCGGGUGCCGCGCUGGCUUUUCGCGUCCAAUUUGCCCUUCGGCGUCGGUUGCAAGAUCGCC